UAUUUUUUAACCCACACAAUGAGUAUUACUAAAUCGGUGCGGAGCAGCCGACGGACAAGACGAUCAGUAAAUACAAUAGACGUUGGUCCCUUUAUCUACUGCGUUAAUUUUUAUGACAAUGGAUUGAGUGCGGUUCGGGAUGAGUUCGUGAAAAGGGUGGCCAGCGGCACUCGUCGGGCUGUUUUCGUUAUCGAUGUGGAAAAGGAAAUUGCGGAGGUUAGCCUGCAAAACGAGCGAAAGUCGAAAGUAAAAAGAUUGGGAUCGGUGGACUUGAGGUCCGAGGACCCUGUGAAAAUUAUUCUGCAAUGCAUUCAAAACUGUGUAGACGAGUAUGAUAGGAUCACCAAGAGGAUUGAGUCCGAGAAUAAUUUCGAUCUGUACGCCUAUUGGCAACGUAAUUUUCCCGCGAAGCUCAAGAAUUUGGUGCCAUCGGGGAGUAAGAAAAAAACUGGAGGACAGGAAACCAGACGUGGCUCGAAUACAGUCAGAACCAAAACUGGCAAGACGUCCAGUGACAAGAAGCAUCUGGAGAAGAUCAACUGCUCAUCCGUGACGGCCAAGGAGCAUCACAAAAUUGGCAAGGAGACAACCAAGUUUGAGUUUAUCAAAGACAAUCCAGCCUUUACGAAAAUCCUAAUCCUGAUCGUUGGUAAUAUGAAUAACGACUUUUACAAAAUUCUGCUCAAAUACGAUCAACCAUUACGUGCCAUUAUCCAUUUUAUGCCGGAGGAGAGUGCCUACGAUUUGCUGGUGCCUCGUCCUCGGCGGGAAAAGAGCCUCCAAGAGGCACUGGCCGUCAUCCAACGAGAUAUACAUUCACUUCGCAAAAGGGUUCCCUCAAAGCCAGUGGGUAUUUUCCAGCAGAAACUACCACAAAUGUCCUCCUGCAUGGCUGAGAAAUUUACGGAUGACGUCUUCGAUCAACUGAGUUGGUACAUGUACGAUGUGGAAACGCUGCGGGAAUGGUAUAGGACGUUCUACGUGGAGCCUUACAGGGAAACCAAUGUUAAGUUGGAUCCAUUGGUGCCAUUGCAGGAAAUGUAUCACGUGGUUGAAUCCAUGAGCAUCCAGGGGCACUAUAUAAAAUCGCAAAUGCCGGCUGCUCGAGCCGAUGAUGGCACCGUUUACUUAUACAUGGAGUCCCUAAUGAAUACUUUUGGCAAUCCCAGGGAACUGAUGACCGAAACGGAGGUCCUUCUGCUGGCAAAUCCCACGCCAUCGGUUCAAACUCGAGUCCUCGAUAAAGUGAAAGUUUAUGCCAAUUCCUUUAAAAGCAUCGUGAAGCUCAACAAAAACGAUCGAAUUUUUGUAGAGAAGGCCAAUACGUUGCUAACUAACCUGUUGAGCUAUACGGAUCAAUCCCUAAUGAGAAACGUUUACUACGGCUGUCUGGAGUACAAUUUAUUGAGGCGUUACUUUACUUCCGGCUAUAUCAACAACUCAUUAAAAUGUAAGCCUUAUCUUGGUGAACUGGAACCGGUAUUUCUGCCCAAAUACGCACAGCUUUAUCUCACGGAUGACUCGGUUAUGCAAAGGAUUAUUCAGCUAGUUAAUGAUUAUGAUGAUUUUAGUGUGGAGGAGGUGCAGCCAAAUGUGCAUCUCUAUACUUUUCGGCGUUCCCUAAAUGAGGUUUUUGAGCAGGAGAAUCAAACUGUAAUUCCCACGAGACUUUGCUUCAGAGAUUUUACCUUGUACGAAAUGGAAAAUUUCCUUCAAGACUUGGUCACCCCGCAAAAGUUUAGCGAAAAGUUGACCGAAAGUUAUUUGUCUAACGAGGAACUGAGUGGCGAUAUAGUUUUGGGUCAUGACUCUUUAAUGGUCAAGUGCAAUGACGAAAACGACCGUGUUCCCAUCGAUCCCAGAGUCUUUGUCCGGCGUAAAUCCAUUAAAGAACAGUUGGCCAAGAAAAAAGAAAAGAAGGAAGAAGAUGCGCGUUCCAUGGCCCGGAAAAGCUCAGUAAACCCACAGCAAAGUGUACUGUCAAGCAGAUUGACGCGACAAUCUGAAGCUGAAAGAACACGCACCAGCUUGCAACCAAAAGAAUCUACCUUCACAAAGCAGGAGUCACAAUUGUAUCUGGGACUUGCUCCCAAUCAUCCAAUGCUUGAAGGUUACAAUCUUGAUGACACCCGACAAACCAUCAAGUGCAAGACCUCGAAGUAUUUCUUUGAAGAGGGCAGGAUUGUGCUCUACGAGGAGAAGUGGAACUUCCGUCAGAUGAACAAGUGCCUGGCCUUGGAGAUCGGCGGCCAGGAGGUGCAUUUCCGGAGUGCCAGCGAUCCACUGGGAGUAACUGCCGCCGAUUCCAGUGUAAGGAUCGAGUCGAAGAACGGAAUUAGUCUGAGGGUCAUGCCAAUGGAGAGCGAGUGCGCCAAGGUGGUCCUGAACUAUCCCAAUGGUCUAAGUACCUAUUGUCAUGAUACCCAUUCGGAGCAUUUGUGGCAAUAUCAGGAUAAUGAACUGGACGAGAUCCGUCGCAUUUGCACUCCUUACGGCUGUGUGAUAGUGUUCUACCAGAACACAGAUACCAUUUUGAUCAUGCGAUACAAUGGCGAGGUUUAUCAACUGUACAGCUCUACGGCUGCCGAAAACGAGGAGGAGGAGGAUCCUAGCCCUGAGUUCAUCAAUGCCUGCUCCACCCAGUCCACGUAUACCACGUAUGAACCUCUUCGGGAGCCCAAAAAGAAGCAGAGAAGCAACGCGCCCUCGUCCCAGAAAAGUUCAGUAGUUCGCAAUUCCGGAGGAAUGGAUUCCGUUUUGCGGCCGUCGAAACAGAGUCUUGGCUCCAAAGUGUCGAAGAAAAGUGUGAAUUCCAAUUUGGGUGGAAGAAGGAGUCGAAUUCUCAAGAAUCAACAGGCUGUCGCCUUGUUCGAAAGCAUUAAGUUUGAGUUGAACUUUCUCAACUUCAUUAUGGCCCUCUACAAACUGAGCUACAGAUACCUCAAGUUGACCACAUCGCUGGGCAGUGUGGUCAAUGUGCAGUUGGAUGGGAAAAUCUGGUGCGGAAAACCCUUUCGGAACACCGAGUGGCACGACUAUUAUGCAAAUGAAUCCUAUUCGAUGAGGGACGAUGGUGUCAAAAUUAUCUGGACAAAGGAUGAAAUACGUUGUUACCACACAGAUGGCACCGUCAUCACGUCGGGAACCAUCGAAGGCUGGGAAACCAGCUCGGAUACUGAUGAAAUGGACUUUGAAAUUAGUUCGAGUAGCUCUCAUAUCAAUGCCAUUAAUAGCGAUUCUUUUAAUGGAAGGGGUGAAACAAUGUUUAUUAACGCACCGGAUGGCUUGCCAUUUGAGAAAGUUAGUCAUGAGACUCUAAAAGUGGAGGAAGUGGAGUUUCAAUCACCGAAUGCCAGCAAUAGGAAGUUGUCAUCCCAGUCUGAAGUGAUAAUAGAGGAAGAGGAGGGCGAGGUUUACUUUGACAGGAUCUUCAUAACAUUCAUGCCAAAUAGUUUCAUGAUAAACCACAAAAUCUAUGCCGGCAUUCACUUCUCGUUCAGCCACAUUACCGAAGUGGACCUAAAUCUCGAGACCUCGAUCUUCACCUGCGACAACAUGAAUGUUCGGGUAUUCAAGUAUGCAAUGCCACUUGAGGCGACACAGCUCGAUCCCCCAGAGCCCAUGUCAUCUGAGGCUGAUCCCGACGAAUGGACCAAACCCAAAGUUAAGGAGCCCUCCUUAAUUCCGGAUAGUGAUGUUCUUUCCGAUGAAAUACCCACCAGUGGCGAGGAACAAAAGUCAGAGUCCCUAGACUUAGUUCUACACACAUGUGUGGAGGUCGAAUGCAAUAACUUAAGGCUAAUUUUGUUUGAUGAUCGGGUUACGAUACAAACACGCAUUCGUAAGUUUGGAUGCGACGAAAAUGCAAAGUGCAAUCUUCAAGUUCAUGACGACAUCGAAUUAAAAGUUAACUUUGCUGAAAACCUGCUGACAACUUUUCGGAAGUGGAUAGAUGAGCUUACCAGUUUCAUCAACUGUUUCUGUCCCAAAAGGCGCUCAUUGUAUUUCCUAGAAACCCAAAACAAAAGUUGUCAAAAGAAAGGAUUUGAGUUACUAAAAACGGUGCCGCCUCUCGGAAAGUAUAACUUCUGUGCUGGCAAUUACUUUAUUGAUGUAAGCCAGCUCAGAUCGGUGGAUAAUCAAAUGAAAAACAAGUAUGACUGGUUUGACAAGGAUAUGGAGAAGUUUCCACGCUUUCCGCUUAUCAGAAAACCACCGCAACAAGAGGAAGAUUUUCCCAUGGUUUUGGAUGCCAAGAUAUUUGUGGAGAUACCUGCACAAUUAGCUAAUACGGAUCGGAUUCACCAGUUCGUUACUGAAUUCGAUGCGAUCAAGUUUAGGAAACAGCGAUAUCGCUUUAAUGAAGCUAUCCUCUUCCAUUUACAUCCCCGAUUGGGACUUCUAGUUCAGCAGGAGAUGAGCAAACGCAGCUGGAAGAAUCACCAUGAAGAGCAUCGUCGUCGGUUGUUUAUAGAACAGCAGCGCCUUAGUCUUUAUAUGGCCAUGCUAAAGCAUAAGGUUUAUCCCAACUAUUUCCAGUUUAAGGACCAGUUCAACUACCAUGUCCGGAAUAUCGAAUUCUUCCAGUUCAUGACAUCCAAGUGCAACGAGAAGAUCCAUCCUGAGGAGAUCAUCACCGAACCAUCCGAGGAUCCGCACCAAACGAGCCAGAAAGCCAAGAAAAAGAAUAAAAAAUGUGUCUGUCCCAAAUACCUAAAAUCUUUGGAUUAAAGUCAAUAAAUUUACAACAAUUUA
Messenger RNA from Drosophila ficusphila, 4755 nucleotides. RefSeq lists its product as uncharacterized. The transcript is spliced from 9 exons. The record is from RefSeq and is a predicted model, not a curated record. Bases 19 to 4731 code for a protein of 1570 amino acids. Lineage: Eukaryota; Metazoa; Arthropoda; Insecta; Diptera; Drosophilidae.